Molecule: messenger RNA, 1256 nt
Organism: Meriones unguiculatus (Mongolian gerbil)
Lineage: Eukaryota; Metazoa; Chordata; Mammalia; Rodentia; Muridae
Gene: Med7
Product: mediator complex subunit 7
Exons: 2
Coding region: 310-1011 (233 amino acids)
Biological process (GO): regulation of transcription by RNA polymerase II
Cellular component (GO): mediator complex
Molecular function (GO): transcription coregulator activity
Source: RefSeq, a predicted model, not a curated record
GGCGGCGGCGGCGGUCGGCGACCGCAGCCCGAGCUUGUCUCUCCGCCCCCUCGGUUGCGUCUCUCCGGGCGUGGAGCGCCGAGGUCCGGCGCGGGGCGGCCCGGGCAGCCCGGGCUCGCCUUCCUCCCACGUGCCCGAGCCGAGCCUCCGGGGUCCUGAGGCGGCCGCUCCGGGCUUCCCGCCUUCAGGACGACGAGCCGGACCGGAGCUGGGAGGCCGGAGUUCUCGUCCCCACGCCGCCGGCUUUUAAGCGCUCCGUGGUCCUAGCCGGGACCGUGCCCUGUCGCCACUGGUUCUUGAUUGUCCACAAUGGGUGAACCCCAGCAAGUGAGUGCACUUCCACCACCUCCAAUGCAGUACAUCAAGGAAUACACAGAUGAAAAUAUUCAGGAAGGCUUAGCUCCCAAGCCUCCCCCUCCAAUUAAAGACAGUUACAUGAUGUUCGGCAACCAGUUCCAAUGUGAUGAUCUCAUCAUUCGCCCUUUGGAAAGUCAGGGCAUUGAACGGCUUCAUCCUUUGCAAUUUGAUCACAAGAAAGAACUGAGAAAACUCAAUAUGUCUAUACUGGUAAAUUUCUUGGACCUUUUAGAUAUUUUAAUAAGGAGCCCUGGGAGUAUAAAACGAGAAGAAAAGCUAGAAGAUCUUAAGCUGCUGUUCGUACAUGUGCAUCAUCUUAUAAAUGAAUAUCGACCCCACCAAGCACGAGAGACUUUGAGAGUCAUGAUGGAGGUCCAGAAACGUCAACGUCUUGAAACAGCUGAGAGGUUUCAGAAACACCUGGAACGAGUAAUUGAAAUGAUUCAAAAUUGCUUGGCUUCUUUACCUGAUGAUUUGCCCCAUUCAGAAGCGGGGAUGAGAGUUAAAGCUGAGCCAAUGGAUACUGAUGAUAACAGUAACUGCACUGGACAGAAUGAACAACAAAGAGAAAAUUCAGGUCACAGAAAGGACCAGAUUAUAGAAAAAGAUGCUGCCUUAUGUGUCUUAAUUGAUGAAAUGAAUGAAAGACCAUGAAGAGUAUUUUUUUUUUUCCUUUUAGUAAGAAGCAUCAUAUAUUAGUUUAUUUUCUUUCGGAUAGUCUUAGCAGGUAUAUUAAAGAUAUAAAGAGACUUUUUCAAUUGAAAUGCUGUAGGUGGUAAUUUAACAUUAAACAUAGGUAAGCAAGUAUAUUUGAGUAAUAAAGCAGAAUGUUUGCUAUUGUAUGGGAUAGUCCUAUUUUUGGAUUUGUAAUAAAAACUCAAAGUGAUAGUGAACUGUCA